Messenger RNA from Drosophila subobscura, 3517 nucleotides. RefSeq lists its product as uncharacterized. Bases 1 to 3270 code for a protein of 1089 amino acids. The transcript is spliced from 2 exons. The record is from RefSeq and is a predicted model, not a curated record. Lineage: Eukaryota; Metazoa; Arthropoda; Insecta; Diptera; Drosophilidae.
AUGGCAACGACAAGCGCCAUUAGCUCACAGAGUUCAGAACACUUCAACACUGUGAGCUCAAGCACUGCAGACGCAACCACUUCUUCCUACGUUGUGGUUGACACACCAAAUUUGACAAAGGAUGGAGCUCAACCAUCACAACCCGCCCUUACGUCAGUGCCCGGUAUAUCAGCCAACGGUAGUCGCGGGGGAAUCACGGCGUCAGAGACUACCACAAGUACGAGUCAUGCGUUACGUAGCGGACGGGCUACGACGAAUCUGGUCGCGGAUGUACGUGGUGCUGGUCGCGGUAGUAACUCCGUCCGUGGAACAGGGGGUGCUGGAGGAAAUGGAGAUGGUAGACCUGGGACCAGCGGACAAAGCGGAGCAAGCGGAAGAGACAACACUCCACCAGCGCCACCACCAGAGGACGACCCGAGUCCACCACCGGCGCCACCUACGCCACAGAACAAUGAGGGUGGUGACAGGUCGGGUCCUGCACAUGGGAUUGAUGGUCCGAAAGUGAGGGCAGCGAAACUUGCAGCAUCGGCAGCGGAGGUGCUGGCAAUCAUACAGCGCAUGUUCCUGGAUCCAAUACCGAACCCAGUACCAAUAGGAGGUUCGUAUAUGCCAAGCGGUACGGAAGUGCUUCGAUGUAAAAUUGACGAAGACUUUAACAAAUAUAGUCCGGUAAUGUGGGCUGACCCUCUGAUUGUGACAUCGAUAACUGUGGAUGCGGAUGAGCAAACGAUCGACUGGCUGCCGGCGAUAGGUGUUGAUGUCAACAACUCAGUGACGAUGGCGUUGCCAAAUCUUGUGCUGUCUGCCCUUGGUGUUCAGCUUAAAGCAAUAGUUGACGCUGACAUAUCACAAACUGGUGCGAUAAGGGCAAUGAUUCCUAUACCGGGACUGAAAGAUCAGAAGUCUGUUGCAACUAUAAUGCACAUCGGAGAUGUGGAGUCAGUGCCUCUCUUGGACGAAGCUGCCAUUGUGCGUCUGAUGUUGUUUCAAGCUGCAACUAUGGACCCAUCAAAACAAGUUUACGUCUCGACAGCUGUGAACGAAAUCAGCUUAAACACGUAUGUGAAGAGAGAAUCAAGUGAACUAAAAUGGACACCCGCCUUGACAUCAUCGGACAAUCUGCAGAUCGGUACAGCCACGGAAACCAGCACGCUGUACUUCAGAACGAUCGACGAAUAUGCAGCAUUGAUAGCAGAUGGAGCAACGGAUGAUAUUGCGAUAAAGACUAAAUCUAAGGCUGUGGUGGACAAAUCUAACGUGAUAUUCAUACCCGUCAAGUCAUCCUGGCGUGGGCAAGCGUGGUUACUGCCCUACAUCAUGAGUUUCACGACAACAACAUGGUGGAAUCAUGCUAUCAGGGUGUCUGUACAGUACACACCGCUGGGGGACCAGAAAACCGAGGGCAAAUCGAUGAAGAUGGAUUUCAUGCCGAAAGCAGCAACAGUGUACAUACCCGGAAACUAUGCAAGGAUAUGUUUGGUUGUCAUCGACUCAACGUCUGCCACAUUCCCAUCAGCCCAGCCAUAUUCGGUGUGCAAAGGAAUAACGGCUACACGUGCGGGUGAAUUUGACUUCGCGAAAAAACUAUUUGCUGCAAUGGGCAGAGUGAACGAUGCAUCGGUAAGACCCAUGGGACCUUCAGAUGUUGUGCAGGCACUGAACAGAAUGAUUGAGUUCAUGUGCACACGCACAGAGGCAAGGGUUAUGCAAGUCAAAGCAGCGGUCCUUGCCACGUCGAAGAUGAACGGGAUGGGGGUUUACCCAUCUCCUGAUGUCCCUCCAAAGCAGGGCGAAAGACAGAGAGACCACAUUCGUGGAGUUUCACAAUUUAACUCCAAAGACGUCAUAUCUGUCGGCGAUUUUGCGGCCACGGAUUUGGCAGGAAUGAAGAGUGAGUCACGCCUCAGCCACAUCAAAGCGUUUCAGUCAUGGAGGACAGACCCUCUGGGUUACAUGGCAUAUGGACAAGUCAAUUGCAAGAAAGACGCAGCACACUACCCGGCUAUAUGGAAAUACACAGCAGGGUGUAUACAAUACCAGCUAACCGCAAGCACGGCGAAUAUGCGCAUACUUAGAUUGUGUGGCGUGUACAUGCAAGACCCUGAGUGCGACAGACACGUAUUGCAGGAGCCUGUAGAUGUGUACAAUACAACCCUUGCUUAUGGUGCACUGAUACUGGGUCUCACAAACUGGGCUGCCAUGGAAUUAGGCGUUACGAUCCUGGAACACAAUCGACUAGGACGUCGUUGGCGGUCACUUCCAUCCGAUUAUCUAGAUCUGUGGCCAUUACUAACGAACGGUUUCGUCGUUCAGACAUCUGAGCACACAGAUAGGCUCGUUGACGAGGUUGACUGGCAACAUAGAUGGGGAUGGCUGAUGAACCAGUGGAAGGAUGGCGCUGACGUGAACUCCACAUGGUUAGACACCCAUUAUAGCUGGAAUGUACCUUGGUGGUUUGUGGCUGCGGUCGCGGAAAAGUUUGGUCACAAGUUCACCUGCGGAACAACGUCUAACGGAGAAUUAAUUAUGGAUGAGGACUUCGCCAACUCGGACAACAUGUUAGGAUGGCUGAUAGAGCCGUCGAAAAGUACACAAUUCGAUCUGAGCAUGUUGACAUUCACGACACAGUACGAGAUUCGUGUCCGUAGGAGCAAACCUGCCUACUUCGACAUACUGACACCUGAUAGCAGAGGGAAGGGCGAAGCGUACAAUAUGCUAUCUUGGAACCCGUACUUCUUGCAGGACACGAAGAAACUCCAGUACCGAACAAGGGGUUUGGUAUCAGUGCCAGACUACAAAGGUAUCGUCGAACUGAACAUUGUCGUGUUCCCGAGCGCUCGUAUCGGGAAAAUGAAGACUUGUCCACGUGCAUUUGUGUCAGCGGACAACCGCCUGGAUGGAUCACAGCCGGAAACAUAUCCUUACAUCUCAGGCGGAUUGAGACUACCAGACCCUUGGCUGGACUGGUUGCUGAAGGGGGGCAUAGCGGUGAUUCCUCGUCUACUGGUUGGAGACUACAUCGGUGCAAUAAAUGUCUUACCUAACUACAUCCAAGGGAAAGAAACUGAGAGGUCUGAGUCUACAAUACGGUCACACGGCUUUAACACCUCGAGACUCAGCGAGAAUAAAGAAAAUGUGCGAGAACAUAACAUCGUCCUUCACGCUCAUAUUGACCGAACUGAACAAGCAGAAACAAAAGAGAAAGUUCCCAAGCUCAAUGUCACAACAUGCAGGUCUGAUGAUCCGACAUGUGAUACACGCGGACUAUAAGGUAGAAAAUCAUCCUGUUGGCGGUGUCACAGUUAGUACCCCAGAAAUACACAACUACGUCAAACUGAAGUCGUUAUUGAAGAACGCUCAAGAUAUAGCGGUAUCUGACUCAAUCACGAUAAAACCAAACUUUGACCAGUCACGACUGACAGCACUGUUGAGGUGCAGAUCGAAAUAUUCUGGCUCUCCCAACAUGAGCACUUUUUCAAAUCCUUUGGCAUGUUAUCUAAGAAUGUUGGAAGAAAAA